Molecule: messenger RNA, 969 nt
Organism: [Torrubiella] hemipterigena
Lineage: Eukaryota; Fungi; Ascomycota; Sordariomycetes; Hypocreales; Clavicipitaceae
Source: the annotation of a GenBank genome assembly
AUGAAAGAAUCGCUUGAGACGUACAUCACGCAAAGGAUUCACCAAGACGUUCUCAGCAGACAAUGGCACCACAUCAUCAUUAGCGGUACCAUUCAACGAAGUGCACCGGCCACUAUUAGUUCCUGGGAACGGACAGAUCGACCAUUUAAUUAUCGUCGGCCGACAGCUACAAUUGAAGACGACUCUACUAUCACCCUCCAUUGCUUGCCAAGCGCGAGCUGCGUCCAGCAUUACGCUAGCGUCAUUUCCACCUACCUGUCUCUCACUGGAGGCAACCCCGCCAUCGUUCAAGUCAAGAUACCACGAGACGACACGCUGGCCAAUAUCUUUCUGGCGAGCAAUCUUCCCCAGAUAGAAAAGAGCGAUGUUUUUAUAAUUGGUGAUGUAGACCUGCUUAGGGGUCUAUCUGCUGGUGUAUCGUGGGGAAACCAAAGCGAAGACGAGCUGUUUGCUUGGCACAGAUACACCUCACGCAAUGGGAAUAUUGCAACGUUACUCGGAUGCAGAGAGAGCAUUUGGGGGGAAGCAUCGGGAGCUCUUAGCCGCCUUGUUCACAAAAUCGCCGAUGCGCAAUGUAUUAUAUAUGUCGGCAAAGUAGGGUCACUACAUCCAGGGCCAACACCAAACACGACAAUCGCAUCUGGGUCCAGCGCUAUCUUAGACGGUAAACUUAUUACUUGGGAUAGCCCGUUAGAACAAGCUAUCGAAGGAUUUGAGCGAGUGACAGUAGGAUCGCAGAUUACAGUCUCAUCGCCACUCUGCGAGACAAACGACUGGCUUGAGACCUGGAAAGAGAAAUGUAUGUGGGUUGACUGCGAGUCUGGACAUAUUGCUCGCGUUGCGAAUGAAACAAGGAUGGACUUUGGAUAUCUUCACAUUGUCUCGGACAACCUGAGCUGUGAAUCUAGAGAUAAUCUGUCCAACGAACAUUUCGAUGAUGUCGGAUCAAAACGAGAGGGCGUAUUAUAG